AUGGUGAAACGAAACCACAAGUUCAAAUCUGGCGAAGGUGCCAUGUACUACACGCGCCGUGCCGCCAUGCGAAAGUUGCAGCUUAAAAUCCAAGAUUUCCGCCAGCUUUGCAUUCUCAAGGGUGUCUAUCCGCGUGAACCGAAAAACCGCGCCCGGGCGCAACACGGUUCGAAGGAGCUAAGAAUUCUGUACCACAAGAAGGACAUUACCUUCCUGCUGCACGAACCGAUCGUGUGGACGUUGCGCGAUCGAAAAAUCUUCAACCGUCGUAUCAAACAUGCGGCGGCAAAACAGAACAUGAGUCUGCGGGACAUACGUCUGCAUAAUUAUCCGCAGCUAAAGUUGGAUCACAUCGUAAAGGAACGCUAUCCGACGUUUAUCGAUGCGAUCAAGGAACUGGACGAUUGUAUGACACUGCUGUUCAUGUUUAGCACGUUUCCGGCAACGAAAAUUAUUACCCGCGAGCUGACACGCAUGAGCCGCCGGCUGACGGUGGAGUUUAUGCACUACAUCAUUGCGGCACAGGCCUUGCGGAAGGUUUUCAUCUCGAUCAAGGGUUAUUAUUUUCAGGCCGAAAUUAAGGGCCAAACGGUGACGUGGAUUGUCCCGCACUACUUCCCGUACGCACCGCACCGUGGCGAGAUGGUCGAUCUGAGCAUUAUGAAAUCGUUUGGUGACUUUUUCAUCGUGAUGGCUGGAUUCAUCAACUUCCGUUUGUACCAUUCGGUAAAUCUGGUGUAUCCGCCACAGUUUUCCCAGGCGCUUGAUUCGGAGGAAACGAUGAGCAGUGAGCAAAAAUUCGUGUCCGAACGUAUUGCGGCACUGAACGUGGAUUUGUUACGCUCGGAUGGUGGUGGUAGUGGUGAGACGGAGGAACCCGAGUUGCUCGAAUGGACGGGUAACGAUGAGGAUCUGCCGCACGUAAACGAGAUCCGACAGGAAGCGCAAAGUGUGAACAAACUGAAGACACUGUUUAAGGGGCUUAAAUUUUUCCUGAACCGGGAGGUACCUCGUGAACCGUUGGUGUUUAUUAUUCGCUGCUUUGGUGGUAAGGUUUCGUGGGACAAAACUAUGUUUGCGGGCGCAACGUUCGACGAGAGUGAUGAAACGAUAACGCACCAGAUUGUCGAUCGGCCCUGCUUGGAAAAGCAGUACAUUUCGCGCGAUUACAUCCAACCGCAGUGGCUGUUCGAUAGUGUCAAUCAGCGACGAUUGCUUCCCACGAACAAAUACUUUAUCGGUGCAGUACUGCCACCGCAUCUUUCACCGUUCACUAACAGCAGAGCACAGUACGUGCCACCAGAAGAGCUGGCCCUGCGCAAUGGCGCCCAAGAGGAUGAAGAAGCGAACGAAAAGUUUGAACCAGCGGAAGUGAACGAUGAACAGGAACGAAUUUCGGACGAUGAGGAAUUGCUGGAUCCGGAAGAGGAACAGCUAAAGCAGGAAUAUGCGCUACUGAAAGCAUACAAUGACGAACGAACGGAUCAGCUAAACAGCGGUAAGGAGGAAAACACAUCCGCGCCGGACAAAAAUGGCAAACAAGAGAAUCAACCUGCAGUAGAAGAUGACCAGCAAGAACAGAAAUCGGUAAAACCAAAAGGUAUGAACGUACGACCGGGUAAAGUGUACAAGGAAAAUGCGGAAGAACAGCAGAAACUUACCAAGCACGAGGAAGCACUGCGUGCCCGUAUGGUAAAAUCGAAACAUCGCAAGCUUUACUCGCUGAUGAUGGAGUCCAGGAAAAAGUCCGAAAAGGAAGCCAAAUUCUUGGCGGAAAAGCGAGCCCGCAUUGAGAAGAAAAAGAAAGCGGAACAGGUCGAGAAGCAGAAGAAACAGCGGAAGGAAAUUUUGGCCUAG
Messenger RNA from Anopheles maculipalpis, 1857 nucleotides. RefSeq names its product pescadillo homolog. The coding region runs from base 1 to 1857 and encodes 618 amino acids. The record is from RefSeq and is a predicted model, not a curated record. Gene Ontology annotation, molecular function: RNA binding. The transcript is spliced from 2 exons. Lineage: Eukaryota; Metazoa; Arthropoda; Insecta; Diptera; Culicidae. Gene Ontology annotation, cellular component: PeBoW complex; nucleolus. Gene Ontology annotation, biological process: ribosome biogenesis; maturation of LSU-rRNA from tricistronic rRNA transcript (SSU-rRNA, 5.8S rRNA, LSU-rRNA).